AUGAACACUUAUUCCGUCGUUUUUGCUGCAUUCGUUGUGCUUGUUGAAAGUUCCAGUCCCAAAUCUGGUGGUACUUCAUGCUCUCUGAUGACAAGUUGUGCUGUUGAAAAGUGCUUGGAUAGAGACAUGGUACAGAAGAUUGUGGCCGAGUCUCCACGCGAUCAAGUAUUCGGAAACCUCGUUGAAAAAUUCGAUAUGGUUUGUAUCGCAGCCAAGUGUGGAAAUGAAUGUUCUCAGUGCAAACAUUGUCAUUAUGCUCUUGAACAAAUGAGUGCUCUUGCUCAGGGAGAGAAAACCUCUGGAUUGUGUCCUAAACUUGAGGCAUGUGUAUUCAAUUGUCUCACUGAAGAUGUCUCGAAAGUUCUUUCUUGUGUUGCCACGAGAUGUAAUGUUCACUGUUAUGAUGGAGAUUGUCCAUCUUGCAAAAUGAUUUCAAGACGCAUUUUUUCAAAUAUUUGCAAGCAACACUCCAUGACAACUCAGCCACAAAUUAAGUAUGCGGGAACUUGUCCAAACUUGUUCAUGGAACUUUCUGAUGACUAUGUUGCCAAGAAGAAGAUGUAA
This is a messenger RNA of Caenorhabditis remanei, 564 nucleotides long. RefSeq lists its product as uncharacterized. The record is from RefSeq and is a predicted model, not a curated record. Bases 1 to 564 code for a protein of 187 amino acids. The transcript is spliced from 5 exons. NCBI's taxonomy places the organism in Eukaryota, Metazoa, Nematoda, Chromadorea, Rhabditida, Rhabditidae.